Molecule: messenger RNA, 945 nt
Organism: Oreochromis niloticus (Nile tilapia)
Lineage: Eukaryota; Metazoa; Chordata; Actinopteri; Cichliformes; Cichlidae
Product: odorant receptor 131-2-like
Exons: 1
Coding region: 1-945 (314 amino acids)
Biological process (GO): G protein-coupled receptor signaling pathway; detection of chemical stimulus involved in sensory perception of smell
Cellular component (GO): membrane
Molecular function (GO): olfactory receptor activity; odorant binding; G protein-coupled receptor activity
Source: RefSeq, a predicted model, not a curated record
AUGUCGAAUGUAUCUCAGAUCUAUUCAGACUUCAAUUUUGAGGUGCAAUACCAGAGGUUAUUGAGAAUAGUAAUUAUUUCUGCUUUGUCUACACUUCCAGCCUGUGUGUUUCUCUUUGUUAAUGGAAUCAUGUUGUUCAUGUUAAGGCGUAAACGGGUGUUUCGUGAGACCUGUCGCUACAUUCUUUUGUAUAACCUUCUCUUUGCAGAUACUGCACAGCUGGCACAGACUCAGCUUAUUUUCCUACUGUCAGUUUGUCAAAUACAGUUGCCCUUUUCUGUGUGUGCUAUUUUAAUCUUGUUGGCCAAUCUUACAGGGAGAAUCACCCCUCUCACACUGGUCGUCAUGCCUCUAGAACGGUAUGUUGCUGUGUGUUACCCAUUGAGGCACGCUACCAUCAUUACCAUCCGAAACACAAGGGUUGUUAUCAUCGUGAUUUGGGUUGUCAGUUCACUAAACAAUCUCACACGGAUUUUAUUGUUAUUUGAAUUUUUGUUUGAAAAUGUGAAAAAUCUGCAAGUGAGCGACUAUUGUUCUAAUGUGGAUAUAAUCCUCGGGUCAAAGUCCGAACAAUAUGACACACUCUACACUUGUUGUCUGUUUGUGUCUGCUGGUGUGGCAGUCAUUUUCUCUUAUAUUGGUGUGAUAGUAGCUGCCAGGUUGGCCUCCACAGACAAAGGUUUAGCCCAAAAAGCUCGGAACACACUGCUGUUGAAUGUGAUCCAAUUGUGCCUCAGUCUCUCUGCUACUAUAUACCAUCCACUACUUAGAGCUCUUUCAAGAACUGUAGCAAGGACAGUAUUUUUGUGGGUCCAGAAUGUGUUUUAUGUGUGUUUUAUUAUCUUUCCCAGAUGUCUGACCUCUCUUAUCUAUGGCCUUAGAGAUCAGACCAUCGGACCUGUCCUCAUAAAUCAUCUAUGCUGUCGAAUGAAAGCCACUGUUUAA